UCGACCGGAUCCGAUCGGUGACAAGAGCAUCGCAAGUUUGCGACAGAAGCUCUCGGUCUUUGAAAAGGAUAUGCGAAGAACCAAUUUUUGUGCUGUCUAGUCUGUAUCUCCCUCUUUACUUCUAUUCUCUCUCUCUCUCAAAGCUCAGCCAAAGCAUCAGAAUGAUAAAGCGGCAAUUCUACAAGCAAGAACACGCUGAUAGGGAUGUUUCUGAUUCCUCGUCGUCUUCUUCAGACUCAGAUUCAGACGUCAGAGCUCGGGAAGAAGAAGAUGAAACAGAAGAAGAAAUCGAAGCAGUUGCAGAAGAAAAAGAAGAUGAGGAUACUUAUUCUCCAUCUCCUGGUUCUGGAUACGUGAGUGAGGAUAGCUCAGGGAAUGAUGUUAAUGUUGACUCAUCAGGUAUUCUAAUAAAUGAUGAUGAUGACAGUAGGGAAUAUGAGACACAAAAUCUUGAUGAGAGUAGAUUAUCUGGUAGAGGCAAUGCAGAGAAAAAAGGUUCUACUCAAGCCAACUUUCCAGACUUUAUCUUGAAAUGCAAAUCAGUCUUCAAGUGUAGGCUCUGCCCCAGAAUUGUCUGUUUGAGUGAGGAAACUUUGAAGGCACACUUCAAAUCAAAGAGGCAUGCACGCUCUGAGAAGUUACUAAGUGAAGGGAGGUUGAAGCUUAUGCUCAACAGUGAUGGCGAAAUUGAGGAAGAACAAGAGACCCAUGCAGAGAGACAUGCCAGAAUUGUUGCUGUUGCAGAGGAGUUGUCUAAUGCAAAGAAGAAAAACAGGGGGCGGCAGCGACAGAGGCAGAGGUUAAAAAGGAAGAAAACUGGGGAUGGCUCUGAUGAGGGGAAAAGAAAGCAAUCAAUAGAGAACCCAACUAAUAAAAGGCACAAGGACAAAGAUUGAAGGAUAUUAUAUUGUGCCCGGGAAUGCAAUGGUAAUGCUAUUUAAUGGAGAAUCAGUUUGUUGUUUCAAUUGAUCCAGAUUGAUCUGUGUCAGUUUUCUUCUUGUUUGCCAAUGGUAUGCACGGAUGAAGUGAUCAGUAAGAACGCAGUUUUUGUCUUUGUAUGGCAAAGCGGGAAUUGUACACUGCACAUGUUUAGAAGUAAUAUCGUGAGGCUUUCUUAUUUCAUAAUUUAUUACCAAAAGAUUUUCUUUCA
Messenger RNA from Nelumbo nucifera (sacred lotus), 1150 nucleotides. RefSeq lists its product as uncharacterized. Lineage: Eukaryota; Viridiplantae; Streptophyta; Magnoliopsida; Proteales; Nelumbonaceae. The record is from RefSeq and is a predicted model, not a curated record.